Rhipicephalus microplus (southern cattle tick) is the source of this 3687-nucleotide messenger RNA. It is a transcript of the gene PAPLA1, whose product is annotated as Phosphatidic Acid Phospholipase A1. Gene Ontology annotation, molecular function: glycerophospholipase activity; metal ion binding; protein binding. The record is from RefSeq and is a predicted model, not a curated record. Gene Ontology annotation, cellular component: COPII-coated ER to Golgi transport vesicle; cytoplasm. NCBI's taxonomy places the organism in Eukaryota, Metazoa, Arthropoda, Arachnida, Ixodida, Ixodidae.
AAGAAAAGAAAGGUGUACACGAUGCAUUGGGGGUUUCAGCUGGUGUGGUGGCGUAUUUAACGUGAGGUUGUCACAGCACAUUUUUGUGAUUUCUAUCGAUACCUAGUUGUCGUGACGGACGCUGCACCCUUGUCAUUUCUCUCCUAGAUCGAUGUUUUGCGUACACUUGUCCAGAUGGCUAGCCUAGGCAAAAACGAUUCAAAGAGACUCACUUCGCUGUUGCUACAGCCACCAAACUCAAGCUUCUCGUGGAAUGACGUGCCCAGUGGAAAUAUCCUCAUGCCAGUGACUCAAAUGGAACCAGGAACAGAAGAUUGUGCUGAUGCAGAUACUUUCCUGGGUCAAGAGCCAAAUAAGGCGCAGCACUUUCCCACAGCACCCGAAAAGGUUGGAGCCAGUGGGGCUGAUUCUUUGCCAUCAGGACCAUUCUCGCAGCUGCAGCAGCCUCUGCGACCACCACCAGCUCAGAUGCAGGCACCACCACAAGCACAGUUUGCUGGUGCACCACCAGUGGCUCCUACAGAGAAUGUUUCAGCAGGGCCUGACACAGCCUUCCAGAUGUCGCAGCCAAUGCCAGAUCAAACAAGCUCUGCUCUCGGACCUCCUCCCAUGGGUCCACCCAUGAACUUCCACCGCCAGAGCCCCUUGACCCAUGCUUCUUUCCUGCGUCAGGCAGCCCACUCCACGCACACAAUUGCACAAGGGCCAGGCAAUAGUGCAACUCUGCCAGUUGGCCAGCCUCAAGAGACACCUUCAUAUCAAGGACCUAGCCAGAAUGGUCCACCACCACCACACAACUUGUACACUCCGUCGUCCCAAGCUGAUGCUUUCUCGUAUGGCCCUUCUUUCACUGCUACCACUCCUGCUUCCUUUGAGCAACCACAGCAUACAUACAUGCCUGACCAUGCCCAGCUGCCUGUUUCUCCACCAGAUGCUACCUAUGUUCCUGUGAGGCCUCACUGGUUUUACAACAAAGAGAUUGAGAACAAAGUUGUAUGGAUACCUUUCUCUCUAUUGGACUCAACCAAUCUGGAAGAAGCAUCUGCAAGGUUGGCUUUUGGUAGUGAAGUUGUGGUGACCACCGACGGUGGAAGGUAUGAUGUGGAUGUUGGUGCACGCUUGCGUCGCCCAGUGUACUGGGACGAAACACCCAGUCAGGUGCGACGUUGUACCUGGUUCUACAAGCUGGAAGGCCAGAACCGCUUUGUGCCCUACGAGGAGCCUGUGGCCUUCAUAUUGGAAGACCAUUACCGAAAGGCUAUGGCCACGGGACGCUGGCACCAGAAACUGGAACUGCCUGGGAAUCAGACAGUUGUCAUGCAUAAUUCCAGUGUAAUGGUGCACUUCCUGCCUUCAAGCCACCCUGACGAGUGGGGCAAUGUUAGUGAGGGUCAGACACGGCCUCGAGUUGUAAAAAGAGGCAUUGAAGAUGUUGACACGAUUGAGGAAGGUGAGCCCAGCCAUAUUGAUCACCUGGUCUUCGUAGUGCAUGGUGUGGGUUCUGUGUGUGAUUUUCGCUUUCGCUCGGUUGAAGAAUGCCUUGAUGAUAUUCGGCACAUUUCUCUUGGGCUCAUCAAGAGUCACUUCAGCAUACCCUCACAGGAGGGCAAUAUUGGGCGCAUUGAAUUCCUGCCUGUCUCAUGGCACUCAACACUGCACAGCGAUGCUACAGGCAUUGAUAGUGCCCUCAAGCACAUCACUCUCAGGAGUAUCCCGAAGCUGCGCCAUUUCACUAAUGACACACUUCUCGACAUCCUUUUCUACACUAGCCCUGUGUACUGCCAAACUAUUGUUGAUACUGUCGGCUCGGAGAUUAACAGGUUGCACAGCAAGUUCAUGGAACGCAACCCUGGUUUCAAAGGCACUAUUGCACUAGCAGGCCACAGCCUUGGUUCACUGAUUUUAUACGACAUUUUGUCCCAUCAGAGUGACGCGAGCUCCCAGUCAAGCUCCACAGAUGUCUUCGUUGAUUCUCCUAAGGCUGAACUAACACCAUCACCCACAUCAACUCAUGGUUGUGAAGAGGUAUCAGACAUCCUGCAAAAUGCUGACAAGGAUGUCUCUGUAGAAUCCGUUUUUCAAGAACUCAUGCUUGAUGACUACAUAGCCAAGAUCCACGAGGAGAAGAUUGACAUAGAAACCUUGAAAAUGUGCUCUGAGGGAGACCUUAGAGAAAUGGGCCUGCCCAUGGGACCACGUAAAAAACUGCUGUCUUACAUGAAGGACCUUUCUGAGAAACAGAAUCAGCGCAAAGCACAUCCUUCCCAACCAGCCAAGGCAGCAGCUCAUCAGCAGGUCUCACUCAGCCCUCAGACCUCGGUUCAUUCGCAAACUGGUCGCAAGCGGGAAAGCGUGGCCUCAGUUAACUAUUCUAUGGGCAUGGCUGGCACUGGCCAGCUCUCUGUGAGCUAUCCAAAGAUAAACUUCCAUCCAAGCUGCUUCUUUGCACUAGGAUCUCCAAUUGCGAUGUUUCUAGUAGUGCGUGGCAACGAGACCCUGGGUGAGGACUUCAGGUUGCCAACUUGUCCAGCUUUCUUCAACAUCUUUCAUCCGUUUGAUCCUGUGGCAUACCGCAUGGAAACCUUGAUUGACCCCAACUUCACUGCAUGUCCUGUUUUGAUUCCCCACCACAAAGGUCGCAAGCGAAUGCACCUCGAGCUUAAAGAGAGCCUUAGUCGAAUGGGUUCUGACUUGAAGCAACGUUUCAUGGAUUCAAUACGGUAUACAUGGAACUCGCUCAAUGAAUUUGCACGUGCUCAUCGCUCCUCUCCGGCACAAAUGGAGGAAGAGGUGAAUCGUGUGCUACAAGAGGAAAUAAGCCGUCAGACUGAUGCAGCAGAGGUUGAGAGCACAGUGACGGUGUCUGAUUUGCAAGGUAUCGAGGACAUUGGUGUUGGCCAGCUGAAUGGUGGAAGACGCAUUGAUUAUGUCCUUCAAGAAAAGCCCAUAGAGAGCUUCAAUGAGUACCUGUUUGCUUUGGCUAGCCAUGCCUGCUACUGGGAGUCUGAAGACACAGUGCUGCUAAUAUUGAAAGAACUCUAUGCCUUGCAAGGAUUUGCACCACAGCUGGCUACUAGUCGCUCUGCUUCUCAACCCAAGAUGCAAUUGUACAACCCAGCUGCACUACUGGGUAACACCAGUGUAGCUGUGCCACCACCUCCUACGAGUCUGCAGUCACCACCAAACAGUACCACUACCACCAGUGGUGUACCACCCUUACCCCUUGACGGACUGAGCGCCCCACCUCCAUUGCAGGGAUUUGUGCGCAUGUCUCCUCUCACUCGAAAAUAGGUGCUUUCCCACUUCCCUGGCAAUGCCCAAGCAGAUACGUUCGACUGCACAAGUAGCACCCAGCCAGUAGUACUCCUCCAGUCUUUCGUUGACAGCCUUGUGCUGUCAGAUUCCCGUAGCUUGUUUUUAAGGGGCAGCGCAGUGAACCUGCACUUUUAUGGUAAUUUUGGAAAUAGCUUGCUCUUGGAACAAUGAACAACUUGCAUGGGCAACAGGCAUCGUUACGUGCUUGACACAGCACUUGAGCCGGAAGAGGCAAUUACAGUGCAUUGUGCAAUUCAAAAAUUUUAGCAUGAAGUCCUAAAAGUUGUUCAGUGAACCCUGGCAUGAAAAGUUCUAAUAGCCAGUAUAAAACUGGCCUCCAAAGAAAUUGACCAAUAAAUGAAAGCACAAUUA